UUCACAGUUCGCACCAUAACACCCAUACAAGUUUACAGAAACCCUUGGAAGAUUCUUCAGUUUUCACGGGAAAACCGCUGAGCAGAGACAGAAUAGGCUCCGAGAUCUGCAAAUUCAUGUAGGAAGCCGAAGAACUUGCCCCAUAGGAGCACAAAGAACAGCUUUUGAAUCAACCCCGAUUCAACGAAGUAGCGUGGACAGCUAUGGAUUUGCUCCAAAGCUAUGUGGAGAAAAGUGAUGAUGAUGAAGGACGAAAACCUACAUCAACAUCAUCUGCUCCUUCGUCACCAGACUCAUCUCCUCCUCGAAUUUCUUUACCUUCAAAAACCUCAGCUCCAAAGGUCGAUGACAAUCUAGCCCUCACUGUUGCCAAGACAAAUCGAACACUCCACAAACCGAUUGAUCCAGCUCAGCAUGUUGUAGGUUUCAACCCUACAUAUGACCAGCUCUGGGCCCCAAUUUAUGGCCCUGCACACCCCUAUGCAAAGGAUGGUGUUGCCCAGGGCAUGAGAAAUCACAAGUUAGGAUUUGUGGAGAAUGCAGCAAUAGAACCCUUCAUCUUUGAUGAACAGUAUAAUACCUUCCACAAGUAUGGAUAUGCUGCUGAUCCUGCGGCAUCAGCAGGGAACAAUUAUGUUGGCGAUUUGGAGGCCUUGCAGAAAAACGAUGGGAUUUCUGUUUAUAAUAUUCCACAGAAUGAACAGAAGAAGCGAAAGCUUGAGAGAAAGAAAGAAUUGAAGGAGAAUGAGGAGCUUGAUGAUUCAGGUGGUGAUGUUGAUAUGUCUGAGGUAGACAACCCCGCUUCAGAAGAGUGGCUAAAGAAGAACCGUAAGAGCCCAUGGGCUGGGAAGAAGGAAGGAUUGCAGAUAGAACUGACAGAAGAGCAGAAGAAGUAUGCAGAGGAGCAUGCAGUGAAGAAGGCUGAGAAGGAGAGGGGUGGAGGAGGUGAUAAGACUGAGCAUGUCACUGAUAAGAGUACUUUUCAUGGGAAGGAGGAACAGGACUACCAGGGUAGGUCCUGGAUUGCUCCUCCAAAAGAUGCCAAGGCCACAAACGAUCAUUGUUAUAUACCAAAGCGGUGGGUUCACACAUGGAGUGGGCACACAAAAGGUGUAUCGGCAAUUCGGUUCUUUCCAAAGUCCGGACAUUUGCUCCUCUCAGCAGGAAUGGAUAACAAAGUCAAGAUAUGGGAUGUUUUCAACUCAGGAAAGUGCAUGCGGACAUACAUGGGCCAUUCAAAGGCUGUUCGUGACAUUUCCUUCUCGAAUGAUGGGACAAAAUUUUUGAGUGCUGGUUACGAUAAAAACAUCAAGUAUUGGGAUACAGAGACUGGGAAGGUGAUUUUGACAUUUUCUACUGGGAAGAUCCCUUAUGUUGUUAAGCUCAACCCAGAUGAUGAUAAGCAAAACAUCCUUCUGGCUGGAAUGAGUGAUAAGAAGAUUGUCCAGUGGGAUAUGAACACUGGACAGAUCACCCAAGAAUACGAUCAACAUUUGGGUGCGGUGAAUACUAUUACAUUUGUGGACAAUAACAGGAGGUUUGUCACAUCAAGUGAUGACAAAUCCCUCCGAGUGUGGGAAUUUGGUAUUCCUGUCGUUAUUAAGUACAUCAGUGAACCUCAUAUGCACUCGAUGCCAUCGAUUUCCCUUCACCCUAAUUCAAAUUGGCUUGCUGCUCAGAGUUUGGACAAUCAGAUUCUUAUCUACAGCACGAGGGAGAGGUUUCAGCUCAACAAGAAAAAGAGAUUUGCAGGACACAUUGUGGCUGGUUAUGCCUGUCAAGUCAAUUUCUCACCAGAUGGACGGUUUGUCAUGUCAGGGGAUGGCGAGGGAAAAUGCUGGUUUUGGGACUGGAAAAGUUGCAAAGUCUUCAGAACUCUAAAGUGUCAUGAAGGUGUAUGUAUUGGCUGUGAGUGGCAUCCACUGGAACAAAGCAAAGUGGCAACCUGUGGCUGGGAUGGCAUGAUUAAGUACUGGUAA
Messenger RNA from Macadamia integrifolia, 1979 nucleotides. RefSeq names its product pre-mRNA-processing factor 17-like. NCBI's taxonomy places the organism in Eukaryota, Viridiplantae, Streptophyta, Magnoliopsida, Proteales, Proteaceae. Gene Ontology annotation, biological process: mRNA splicing, via spliceosome. Gene Ontology annotation, molecular function: mRNA binding; protein binding. Gene Ontology annotation, cellular component: catalytic step 2 spliceosome. The record is from RefSeq and is a predicted model, not a curated record.